AUGUAUAAGACAUCACAGGGGUCAAUUGUUACAAGAAAUUUGGGAGAGCUAUUUCAAGAAGUUAUUGAUUUGUGUGAAACAGAGAAUAAUGCAAUUAUCUUGGAUGAUAGGUCUCAUCUUAUCAUCAGCUGUCUAUUUCUUUCAGAAAGUGUGGGGGAAAGUGGUGAGCUAGCAUUCCUUUCACAAUGCACUCUUGUGGUGACACAGACUGUGGCCUGUCUUGUUUCAGACUACUGUGGCCUGUCUUUCUUUCAGUUGGGGACUGUGGCCUGUCUUGUUUUAUGGAAAGGGAUAUCUGUCUUCAUGUUUAUUAUAUCAAGUAUGUCUGCUCUCCUCCAUGUCUUACGAUUAAUCUCCAAUCAAUAUCUUCCAGCAUCAUAUUCUUUUUCUUUGUAA
Molecule: messenger RNA, 396 nt
Organism: Laccaria bicolor S238N-H82
Lineage: Eukaryota; Fungi; Basidiomycota; Agaricomycetes; Agaricales; Hydnangiaceae
Exons: 26
Coding region: 1-396 (131 amino acids)
Source: RefSeq, a predicted model, not a curated record